Molecule: messenger RNA, 336 nt
Organism: Drosophila bipectinata
Lineage: Eukaryota; Metazoa; Arthropoda; Insecta; Diptera; Drosophilidae
Source: RefSeq, a predicted model, not a curated record
AUGAAGUUGGGAGAAGUUUAUCUAGUCUUCAUGCUUUUCCUGAUGCUCGGAGUAGAGAUCACCCAGGAACAGCCCACGCCGCUGGCUAAGAGGAGAGUGCCUCGCCAAGAUGAGCCCGGGCCGGAUGCCAAGGGCGAUCUGAAACUGUUGCAUGCACCCUGCGAGUUCGAUCUGAUUAGGUACGCCUCGAUCGACUACUUUCCCAGCCACUGCCAGCCCGUUUACCAGAACCGGCACGUCAACGAGGACUGGUACCGCCUCUACAGGACCUACGAUACUGAGGGGUUUGUUUUUGGCCAGUUCUACGAGCGCCUGCUGCGCCACGAAGUCGACUAA